AUUGACUUCACUUUGUGUAGUGGCUUGUUGUUUGCUCUAUGUCUGGUCCUUAUCUUCUUUGGAUUCUCCUGUAUCAUUGUAUAUGCUACAAUUGGCUACAGCUAUAUUCUGGACUGUGUAUAUGGAGGACUUGCUGCCCUGGUCUUCUCCCUGUUCCUGAUCUAUGACACACAGAUGAUUGUUGGUGGAAGAAAACAUGAGAUGAGUCCCGAGGAGUAUGUGUACGGGGCACUUCAACUCUACAUUGAUGUUGUAUACCUUUUCCUGAUCAUUCUCUCCUGUUUCGGAAAGUCAAAUUAGUUGUCAUAGAGACAAGCUCUUUGUUCAAGAUGGAUAUUGUUUGUAACUGAGAAAACUUUGAUGUUUAAUAAUUUAAUUCUUUUGAUCAUUAAAUAAGUAAAAAAAUUCCAUAGAGCAAAGAAAGAAAAUAUAGCUUCAUAAAAUGAUUUGGUUCAUUUGAAAAGAAAGUUGGAAGAUAUUAUUGAU
This is a messenger RNA of Ruditapes philippinarum (Manila clam), 486 nucleotides long. RefSeq names its product protein lifeguard 2-like. The record is from RefSeq and is a predicted model, not a curated record. Gene Ontology annotation, biological process: negative regulation of apoptotic signaling pathway. Gene Ontology annotation, cellular component: membrane; Golgi apparatus; endoplasmic reticulum. NCBI's taxonomy places the organism in Eukaryota, Metazoa, Mollusca, Bivalvia, Venerida, Veneridae.